CACCGAUUUAUUAACGAGCGAAACGUGACCGCUGGCGGGUGUUUUAAAGUGGCGUAGAAAAAUUUUACAGACAAAAAAAAAAAUUAAAUAAAUCCAAAUGUCUAAUAUUUGGUAGUUUGUAUAAUAAUUUAAAAAAAUACAUAUUAGUAGGCGGAAAUUUAAAGCCAACAUCAACAUAGGACUGCGUAAGUCACUGGGAUUUCCCGCGCGCACUGGGCUGAUUUUUUUGGCAGUAGUUGCCAAAAUUUAGCAAAGCGAAACCAAAGACAAAAAAAUUAGCAGCACAAACAAGAACCAAGAAACAAAAAAAAAAAAAAAACAUAGUGAUAAAGUGGAACGGACAAGUGCUGGUAGUCUGAGUGCCGCUGCAAGAGGUGACAAUUAAACACGCCAAAGUGAUUUUAUUUAUUCAACAAAAGACACGCGACAUAAGCGCGCGCACGCCUUUGAGGAGCGAGCGAAUUUUGUCAGCAAAAUUCAGCAAAAAAAAAGACAACAAAUUGGCGUGAGUGAGUGCUUAGCUAGCUAUUGCGCCGUGUAGACAGCUUGUUGUAUGCGAGUGACAUAAAUAUAUAAGUAUUUGAGUGGGAAAUUACAUUUGACUUUUUGAUGGAAAGUGGUCAAUGACAGUGACUACGAAUGAAUGAAAACUUAUGCAGAGAAAUUGUGAAAUUUAAAGUAUUGAAAGGCUUUAGAACUUAAAGUGGGAGUAAAAUGAGUAAAGUGCGCUUAAAACACUUUCAUCGAUAGAAAAAAAUUAUAAAUUUUUUUAAAAGAUUUAAAAACUUUUAAAACCAAAAUAUUUCUUCAAAUUCCUCGUGUGAAGAAAUUCGCCGCAUACUUGCCUUCGCCAUGUCUGCCACGCUCAAAGUGAGUCCGCCUAAUCUCAGCAUUUCGCCCAUGACCACAGCCAAAGUGAUAUUUUCAGCUAAUCGGUCUGCCAGCAACAACAACAACAGCUGCAGCAAAAGUGUCAGUCAUUGCACAAAGUUGCCACAAAUUAAAUUGCCACCACCUUCACCACUUUAUUCACCACUUUAUCCAGCCAUGGAUGCCAUAGCAUCGACACCCAAUAAUUAUGUUAAUAGCAGCAACACCAACAGCAACAACACCAACAGCUGCGCUCUACUUAUGUCACCGCCGCUCAGCGCUAAGCACGAAAAGGAUACACACCAAGAAUUAGAGCAAAAUCACCACCCUCUCCUCCAAACUCGGCAGCCGCAGCCGCAGCAGCAGGAGCAACAGCGACUCCACACAGCCGAAUUCCUUGCGCCCAAUUGUAAUCUGAAGGCAGUCUACAACAGCAACAACUACACAGAUUUCACCAGCGCCGAGUUGAGCUUUCCGGAUUUUUCGCUCAGUUACAUGGUGGAGACGCCCACUUCGGUUUACGGUGGCAGCAGCAGCAACAACAACAACACACUGGAUUAUGUGUCGUCAGGCAAUCAAUGCGGCAACAGCCCGGCAACAGUGAGCUUUUGCAGUGAUAGUGAUGUGGUCAUGUCGCAACAGCAACAGCAACAGCAANGGAGACGCCCACUUCGCCCGGCAACAGUGAGCUUUUGCAGUGAUAGUGAUGCGGUCAUGUCGCAACAGCAACAGCAACAACAUAAGCAGCCAGCUUGCAGCACCGGUAACACCCAGGAUGUGUUCCGCUUUGAGCCGGAGGAUAUUGCGCGCCUUACAUCCGUCGAUUGUGAGACGAGUGACAACUUUGUAAAUUCUACUGAGAAGGCGUUGCAUGGUGGCGGCUUGGUGGGCGUGUUAGACAGUUUACAAGCGCCUUUUACGCCGCACACGCCAUACAGCCCCUAUGCUGCGACGACGACGGCACCGACGACGACAACCAGCUUCAGCAUGACAGUGGAUGGAAAUUACCAGCAGCAGCAGCAGCCGCGGCAACUGACAUCAGAUGGAAUUACAAGCAGCUGCAGCGAGAGCAAUAGCAACAACAGUUGUGACCUUAGCGGCAGUCAAUUAUUGACUGCAGCCACUUUAACUUCUGACUAUUUGAACCUCGACAUCGAAUACUACAACUACGAUGAAAUUAAUUGUCAAUCGAAAAAUCAAUCGCCCUGCUCCUCGCCGCCGCUUGAUCCAUGGAUGACGCUCAAUUUGGCCGAAACCAUUGCUGGCGCUGCGGCGGCAGAACAAGCGGCCGUUAAUACACAACGCAAUCGGUCGCCCAAACCGAGCAAUACUUGCUACACCUAUCAGCCGUAUGACGCGCACAACCAGCCACAACAAGCGCACGAGAUUAAGCAGGAAACGCCAAACAAGCUGCCUUCGAUGGUGUCCACCUUCGGUACGCCCAAAUACGAGUCUGUCUACAACUAUGACUACACAUUUGUCAACGAUGAGAUCAGCGCACAGCAACAACGGCAAGAAUACCAGCAGUGCAUGCAGCAGCAGCAGCAGCAACAGCAACAGCAACAGCAACAGCAACAGCAACAGCAACAAGAAAAAUGGUCCUGCUAUGGCGUCGCCGCAACCGCAUCACCCGGUGCUGUAGUAGCCCAAAAUUACGAUCAUUUGCCGGAGAACUAUCAGAAUUGCAAUUUGUUGCAUGCGGAAAAACCCAACCGCGAACACAAAAUCAUAUGGACCAUCGAUGAGCUGGACGAGUUGCAUGAGGAGCUUAUCGACGAGCUGUGCUGUGCCAGUGCCAAACAGUCCAAUCACAUAAGCGGCGACGAGGGUGUAGAUGUAGAUAUUGCUGGCUAUUUUGAAGAUGAAAAUUCGUUGGAUUUUGCCCUACAGGUGGCAAGUGAUGAGCGUGUGUUUGACGAGGUCGAUGAAAAUGAGGAUGAUAACGAUUCGGUAUUCCACACCAGUGCGUGUGCCACAGCCACAGCCACAGCCACAACAAAUCACUUAGAACAAGCAACACAGUUGCAUUUGCAACCGCCACGUCGUCGACGUCGUUACACAUCACCAACUGCAGGCAAUGCCAGCAAUGAGGUUGCUGGUGCCAAAUGCAAAUCAUCUCGCAACACUGCAACGCCAGUAAUUCGCAAGAAUUAUGACGCAGAUGCCAUUGGCGGUAUUAGGCAACAAGAAGCAGAAAUUGCGGAUGCAGCGCCUGUGGAAGAGUUUGCCGAUGAGUUGCAAAUCUGUCGUUGGACUGAUUGCAACGAGGAAUUCCCAAACCAGGCGGCAUUUGUGACGCACAUCGAGAAACGACAUGUGGAUGCGAAAAAACGCGAUGAUUUCUCUUGCUUUUGGCUGGACUGUCCGCGCCGCUAUAAGCCCUUCAAUGCGCGCUAUAAGCUCUUGAUACACAUGCGCGUGCAUAGCGGCGAGAAGCCCAACAAAUGUCCGUUUCCCAGCUGCAACAAGGCAUUCUCACGUUUAGAAAAUUUGAAAAUUCAUCAACGCUCGCAUACCGGCGAGCGGCCAUAUGGCUGUCAAUAUGAAGGUUGCCUCAAAGCGUUCAGCAAUAGUUCGGAUCGAGCGAAGCAUCAGCGGACACACUAUGAUACGAAACCAUAUGCGUGUCAAUUGCCCGGCUGUACGAAGCGCUACACGGAUCCCUCCAGCCUGCGGAAGCAUGUCAAAAACCACGCGCUGCGCAAUGCCAAUGGCCACUUGGGACGUCGAAAGUCGGCGAGUGCGGCUAGCGGCUGCAAAAAAGUCAACAAUGGCGCUAGCAAAGCGACAACAGCUAAAAUGCGGCGACACUCGGAGUCAUCACUGGUCAAUGCGACAGCUAAAACAACUGGCGCGUCGGCAUCAGCAACAUCAACAAAAACAACAUCAACAACAACAGCAACAACAGCAACGUCAAUGUCAACAUCAACAACAGCAAAGGCAUUUGCGCAAACGACACUAAUUGGCAGCAAAUUAAUGAAUAAUACAUUGAGUCAACAGCAGCAGCAGCAACAAGAACAACAACAACAACAGCAACUACAACAACAGCAACUUGAAACAAGGCAACCACAACAGUAUACGCGACAACAACGCAGCAACAGUUGUAGUGAAAUAUCAACACGCCACAACAAUAGCAAGACUAACAACUGCAGCAACAACAAUAACAACAACAACAACAACAACAGCAGCUGCAGCAGCAAUAGCAAUAAUCAGUGCGGUUAUUAUGACAACCACGUUGAGUUAAUGACAAUAUCAACUGAUACAACAACAAAAAUGUUGAGGCCUGUGAAAUUACACGCCACAACAACAGCAACAGCUGCAGCAACCCUACCAACAAUAACAACAAACGUUUGCCAAACGUCAACACCAAUGCCCUUUACGAUCAUGCAACAUGCCAAUAAUGCGUUGAGUAUUAGCGACAUGCCCACAGUAUUUGUUACCGCCAGUAAUGCGAGUGGCAACAAUGUGAACAACAACAGCAACAACAACAACAACAAAAGUGACUGUGGCAACAACAUUAGCGCGAGUAAUUGCAAAAACAAUUCGAUGAACUUUAAUGAAUUGUCAAAUUGCAUUGUGACCAUCGAACACAAUCAGAAUGAGAAUUCAAUUGAUUGCAGCGAUGACGACAACGACGACAACAAUAGCAACAGCAACAGCAAUAGCAACUGUGGCGGCGGCAGCAAUGAGGCCAUUAACAAGCCCCCGGACACAUUCAGCUCAUAUGCAACGUGCAAGGAACAGGAAAUGGAUGCGUUGAGUGUGCUCAGCAAUGACAACAAAAUCAAAAACAACAACAACAACAACUACAGCAAUUGCAGCAGCAGCGGCAGCAACACUGAGCGCAUCAAUCAAUUAAACGAACUUAAAAAUUUUUUGCUGUUGAAACCGAAAGCUGCAAAUAGUGGCCGCCGUGCCAGCAAACAGUCAAUAAAGCCGAGUGCAAAAGCAACAGCAACAACAACAAAUGCAACAGCAGCACAUGCACUUAUGUGGCAUACAACAUCGAAUAGCAACAAAUAUAUGUCUCAUAGAAAUGCCGUAAAUUUGACGGCUAUUAGCAAUAUUAGUGAGGAGACCGAACGCACCGAUUUGGCUGCUAAGGAGGCAGGAGGGAGCAACAAAAUUAGCGGCGAUGGCCAUAGCCCCGCUACACCGCCACCCGCACCGCCACCGCCACCACAGCCAUCAGCGGAAGAGUUUGUCUCGUUCGAGUAUGUAAAGCGUAUGUGGGCCGAAACAUUCGAUUGUGGGGAUGAAAUCGAUAGCCCCAGCGGCGAUGAGAUAAAUCCGACGCCGUGGUCGAUGGCGAUGCCGUUGCAGCCAACCAGCGCACCGCCAAUGCGAAACAUGCCAUUAGCCUAA
This is a messenger RNA of Rhagoletis zephyria (snowberry fruit fly), 5235 nucleotides long. RefSeq lists its product as uncharacterized. Gene Ontology annotation, biological process: regulation of transcription by RNA polymerase II. NCBI's taxonomy places the organism in Eukaryota, Metazoa, Arthropoda, Insecta, Diptera, Tephritidae. The record is from RefSeq and is a predicted model, not a curated record. Gene Ontology annotation, molecular function: DNA-binding transcription factor activity, RNA polymerase II-specific; RNA polymerase II cis-regulatory region sequence-specific DNA binding. Gene Ontology annotation, cellular component: nucleus.